This is a messenger RNA of Suillus paluster, 1671 nucleotides long. RefSeq lists its product as uncharacterized. Lineage: Eukaryota; Fungi; Basidiomycota; Agaricomycetes; Boletales; Suillaceae. The coding region runs from base 1 to 1671 and encodes 556 amino acids. The record is from RefSeq and is a predicted model, not a curated record. The transcript is spliced from 5 exons.
AUGCUCUUCGCACUGUUACAAAUUGUACAAUGGCUUAUUUUUACCAGUUCGCGCAUGCUGGCCACGCAGCGGCCCUUCGACGUGCAAGGUCUUCGUGACUUCGAGAGCUCCUGGCAGCUUGACCAGUCACCACCCAUCAAUAGAACUGGAAAUAUCAUUUUCAACACCGCAAGCUCGUUGCUCCAACAUUGGCCUAAUACACGCUAUCGCAAUGGACACACUAUAGUUCCUGGCACGAUCCCUGUGGGCACUCUGUUAUACCGCGGUGCUGAUGCGCCUGAAAUACCCGAUGCCGGUGACUGGGUCGCAAUGGACACAGAACACUCGACCAUCUACUGUAAAGGAUCACAAGAGACUGGGUGCUGGCACCUCACGUUUGCUGUCAAGCGCCCGUUAAAGAUAAUUUACUUCGACGGGAGCAGCGCAGUCAAACUAGAGGGAGGACCAAUGGACACGCAGGAUAUAAUAGCGUGGUCAAGGGCGCGUCCUGACCGACUUUUCGAUGAAGAGCUACGCAUCCACGAUUUAUGUAGGUGGGGCGCGAAGUAUGCUGUUGAUGGCUUCGAUGGAGAUCGAUUUGUACGUUUCGUCUUCGAUUUUGCAAAACCUCCUAAGAGUACGCUUUGCAGCGAAGUCAUGCUCUGUGAUUUUUCUAGCGGUGUUGAAGUAGUUUCGAUCCUCAAUAUUGAAGGCCUUGGUAUACAGCACAAAUUGCCUCCCACUAUACCAGACGACCCCGAGAGCUUGUUACGCGCUUUCGAGAUAAGGCAUGCUGGUUCGUGGCACGAUCACCACCCUGGCGAUGGACGUAUAGUCCUUGACUAUCCCGGUCUCGUCUCUUUUUACGAUACGGACCUUGCACCAUCUCUCGUCCCGUUCCGUGCAGGCAUAGAGCGGUGGGAUCAGCGUGCAGGGCUGAUAUCUCCAACAGACGCAACAAAAAUCAAGGAGCGGUUGGAGUACGUUCUCCGAAGACCAUCACCUGCAGUCAGUGGGGUAGACUGGAAGACCCUGUUCCAGGUCAUCAUUGACCGAUAUUCCGACCGCAUCGAGCUGGUGCUGUACCUCCUUACAUCUGCUCCACAGGAUCUUGAUUGUGCGAAGAGAGUUCAGACACAGUUGCGCGUCAUGUUAACGCCAUACGUGCUCAAAAGCACUAUGAUCACGAAGGCGCACGACGUGAAAGCCACGAACGCGUGGGCAGCCCCAGUUUUUAAGCAGUGUGCAUCAUCAUAUCCGUCCUCCAUUGCCACCCUCCGAGCUGCGAUGACCCCUUCAGAGCGUCUACUCUUGCAAGCCCUGGAAGAAGUUACGCACGAGAUAUGUCGAGUUAUAACAAAAAUGUGGGCGUCGGGCAUUCGUGCACGUUUGGAAAGCUCAGAAGAAUUGCCUUCGCCGGAUCACGUCCGCGAAUUAACGGAAGAAUGGAAAGAGGAAAUGGUGAAUCUGACGAACUGGCUUGAUUGGAGCACGUGGGUGAAAUGCAACCCCACGUGUGCCUUCGAGGAAAUGUGCUACUUGCCCUCUUGGCCACCAGGACUUCCCCUUCCUUUGCCAGGUGAAGAGGACAUUUUUGCAUUUUUGCCCGAGGGUAAUGCGGGCAGCCAAAGCGAUGAAUGGAGGCGACCACAGCCGACAUGCAUCAGGCGCUUUGAGCCCUAUAGAUUUUGA